Messenger RNA from Candidula unifasciata, 1926 nucleotides. Lineage: Eukaryota; Metazoa; Mollusca; Gastropoda; Stylommatophora; Geomitridae. The record is from the annotation of a GenBank genome assembly.
AUGUUGCCUGCGGCCCUCUCGGUGAUAACUUUGAUGAUGAUGCUGAUGAUAUCUGAGACAAGAGGAGAACUAAUCAACAAUGUGUCAGCAGCCGAAGCGUUUCUAGCCACCUACAACGCAGAAGCGUCUCAAGUGUCCAACAGAUAUGCUGAAGCAUCGUGGACGUAUAACACGAACAUAACAGAGUAUAACCAGGAAAUCAUGCUAAAAGAGAGACUGGCUGCUGACAAAUUUUCUCAAGAGGCAGCAUGGAACGCUUCCGGCUACAAUCUAACCGUAAUGGAUGCAACAAUGAGAAGACAGUUUGUUAAAAUCAUGGACAUAGGAACUGCAGCACAGACCAAUGAAACGAAGUUGAUUCAUUUAGGCCAGAUAGAAAGUGAGAUGGAGACUAUCUACAGCACAGCAAAGGCCUGUCUGGCUCCAGAAAAAUGUCUUCCGUUGGAUCCAGACUUAACUCGCAUAUUUACCACUUCCCGUGACUACGACCAACUGAUAGCAGCCUGGAAGGGCUGGAGAGAUGCUACAGGUCCCAAGUUAAAAAAUCUGUAUACUGAGUUUGUUACAUUAAGCAAUGAAGCAGUUCGGAAUUUAGGUCACGCAGACCUUGGAGCAUACUGGAGAUCAAGGUACGACACUCCGGAAUUUGAAGCAGAUGUUCAAGCUUUAUUUGAUCAGUUGCGUCCUUUGUAUGAACACUUGCAUGCACAUGCCAGACGUCGACUCAAGACCAUAUAUGGAAAAGACAAGUUUCCUUCUUCAGGACACAUACCUGCUCAUCUCUUAGGAAACAUGUGGGCUCAGCAGUGGUCAUCUCUCGUGGAUGAGUUUGUGCCAUAUAAAGGAAAACCAUCUCUUGAUGUCACUCCUGAGAUGGUUCACCAGAACUACACAGCAGAAAAGAUCUUUCAUACAGCAGACAAUUUUUUCCAGUCUCUGGGCAUGAUCCCAAUGCCUGAACCUUUCUGGAAUAAAUCGAUGCUCAAGAAACCUACAGAUGGCAGAGAUGUUGUUUGCCAUGCAUCAGCUUGGGACUUCAGUAAUGGUAUUGAUUUUAGAAUAAAACAGUGCACUGACAUCACCCAGCAACAUCUUGAGACAGCACACCAUGAAAUGGGACAUAUUGAAUAUUAUCUUCAAUACAAAGACCAACCUUUAGUAUUUCAAAAAGGCGCAAAUCCUGGAUUCCAUGAAGCUGUUGGAGAUGUGAUAGCCCUGUCUGUCCAGACUCCAGAGCACAUGAAAUCUAUAGGGCUGCUGCAUUCAGUUUCAAACGAUACAGAAACAGACAUAAAUUUUCUGAUGAGCAUGGCCCUUCAGAAGAUAGCCUUUCUUCCAUUUGGCUUCCUGAUUGAUCAAUGGCGAUGGAGAGUCUUCAGUGGUGACACAAAACCUGAGCAGUACAAUGAACAUUGGUGGAAUCUGAGGUGCAGAUAUCAGGGUGUUUCUGCUCCUGUUGAGAGAUCAGCUUCAGAUUUUGACCCAGGUGCAAAAUUUCACAUCCCAGCAAAUACCCCGUACAUUAGAUAUUUUGUCAGCUUUGUGAUACAGUUUCAAUUCCACAAGGCACUUUGUGACAAGUCAGGGUACAUUGGCCCACUUCAUAGGUGUGAUAUUUACAACAGUACCGAAGCUGGCACAGCCUUAAGCGAGAUGUUGAAACUUGGUUCUUCAAAGCCUUGGACUGACGAAAUGCAAAAUCUGACAGGUCAGGCCAAGAUGGAUGCACAGCCACUUAUGGAUUACUUCAAGCCCCUGCUGGAAUAUUUACGCAAGGAAAAUGGAAAUGAUUACGGCUGGGAUCCAAUAUGUCCAGACUUGACACCAACUUCAUCUGGAAGGAAUCACGGCAGCAAGGUUUCUAGCCCACUGACAACUCUUUUGAUAUCUGUUUAUGUUUUUUUUGUUUGUGUAUUCAAGUUAUAA